AUGCAAGAGGCGAUGCAGCGGCCGGAGGUGCAGGCGCAGAUGGCGCAGAUGCAGGCGAUGAUGCGCAACGAGGCGCUGCAGGCGCGGCUGGCAGAGCUGAGGGAGGACCCCGAGAUGAAGGGCGUUUUUGAGGAGAUCCAGAAGGGCGGCAUGGGGGCGCUCAUGAAGUUCUGGAACGACCCCAAGUUCCUGUCCAAGCUCGGGGAGAAACUGGGGGACGUCGUGCCCCCGGCUGGCGCAGCGCCGCCCGCAGCCGCAGCCGCUGCGGCCGGUGCGCCGGUAACUGUGCCGCAGGUGCCUGACAUUGACAACCUCUGGGACGCAGCCAAGUAUGGUGACCUGGAGGCGGUGGAGGACUUCAUCGCGAUUGGCAAGGACGUCUCGAUGGCGGACGAGGAGCAGCGGACACCCCUGCACUGGGCCGCUGGCAUGGGCCACGCCGACGUUGCCGCGGUCCUGCUGAAGGAGGGCGCCAAGCUGGAGGCCGCCGACUCCAAGGGCAACACCCCGCUGAUGUAUGCGGCCGGCUACGGCCGCCCCGCGCUGGUGAAGCUGCUGCUGGACGCGGGCGCCAGCGCUGCCGCCAAGAACGUCAACGGCAAGACCGCCGCGGACCUCACGGCGGACCCCCGCAACCCCCUCAACCAGACACCAGAGCUUGUGGAGCUGCUCAAGCAGGGGGCUGGGGCGGCGGCCUGA
Messenger RNA from Monoraphidium neglectum, 699 nucleotides. RefSeq names its product Ankyrin repeat domain-containing protein 2. NCBI's taxonomy places the organism in Eukaryota, Viridiplantae, Chlorophyta, Chlorophyceae, Sphaeropleales, Selenastraceae. The transcript has 6 exons. Gene Ontology annotation, molecular function: protein binding. Bases 1 to 699 code for a protein of 232 amino acids. The record is from RefSeq and is a predicted model, not a curated record.